Messenger RNA from Ixodes scapularis (black-legged tick), 4045 nucleotides. RefSeq names its product structural maintenance of chromosomes protein 1A (gene SMC1). Lineage: Eukaryota; Metazoa; Arthropoda; Arachnida; Ixodida; Ixodidae. Gene Ontology annotation, biological process: sister chromatid cohesion. The coding region runs from base 93 to 3812 and encodes 1239 amino acids. Gene Ontology annotation, molecular function: protein binding; DNA binding; ATP binding. The record is from RefSeq and is a predicted model, not a curated record. The transcript has 25 exons. Gene Ontology annotation, cellular component: chromosome; cohesin complex; nucleus.
ACACUAUUGUGCUGCAAACAAACCAAGAGCUUUUUCGCGCGCUCUUGUGAAGUGUUGAGUCUGCUCCGGCGGCCAACAGCUGCCCUUACAAAAUGGGUUACCUCAGGUAUAUUGAAGUUGAAAACUUCAAGUCCUACAGGGGAAAACAAAUGAUCGGACCUCUGAAGCCCUUCACUGCAGUGAUCGGCCCGAACGGAUCCGGAAAGUCCAACUUCAUGGAUGCCAUCAGUUUCGUGCUUGGAGAGAAAAAGAACAGUCUGCGCGUGAAAAAGCUGAGUGACCUGAUCCACGGAGCUCCAAUCGGUGCUCCCGUAGCGUCCCGGGCUCACGUGACUGCUGUGUACUGCAACGAAGAUGACACGGAGACGCACUUUACGAGGAUCGUCAUCCACUCUUCGUCAGAAUUUCGUAUCAACGACGUGGUUGUUUCCCUGGACGAGUACCUGAGUCGAUUGGAAGACUUGAGCAUCAAUGUAAAGGCCAAGAACUUCCUGGUCUUCCAAGGGGACGUGGAGACCAUUGCCAUGAAGAACCCCAAGGAACGCACCCUCCUCUUCGAAGAGAUCUCCCAUUCUCUGGACCACAAGGCAGAGUACGAGCAGCUGCGCAAUGAGAUGAUCAAGGCGGAGGAGGACACACAGUUCUCGUACCAGAAGAAGAAGGGCAUUGCAGCCGAGAAGAAGGAGGCACGCCUCGAGAAGGAGGAGGCAGACAAGUACCAGCGGCUCAAGGAGGACCUGAACGAGCGCCAGGUGGUGUGCCAGACAUUCAAGCUCUACCACAUCCAGCAAGAGCUGGAGCGCCUCAGCGACGAGAUGAGCCACAAGACCACGGAGCUGCAGAAGGUGGUGAGGCGAAAGGAGAAGGUGGAGGAGGAGGUGAGGGACAAGAGGAAGGAGCACGGCAAGAUGCAGCGGGAGAUGGCCAAGAUAGAGCAGCAGAUACGGGAGGCCGACGUGGAGCUGAACAAGAAGAAGCCUGCCUUCAUCAAAGCCAAGGAACGAACGGCGCACAUGCAGAAGAAGCUGGAGGCAGCCAGGAAGUCGUACAAGGCAGCCAAGAAGGUGGACGAGACGCACCAGGGGGAGAUCUCGGAGCUAGAAGAGGAGCUGGAGGAGAUCAACAAGCGCAUACGGGAGUUUGAGCAUCAGCUCAGCGAGGAAUCCGAGAGCCAGGGCAGGGACUUUUCCCUCGAGGACUCCCAGCUGCGGGAGUACCACCAGCUGAAGGAGGAGGCCGGGCGUCAGGCGUCGCUGCACCUGCAGAACCUGGACUCGGUGCGGCGGGACCAGAAGUCCGACCAGGACCGGCACGACAACGAGGUGCGCAAGCGCCAGGAGACCCAGAACAAGGCCCGCCAGAAGAAAGCCGAGCUCGACGAGAACCUGCGGCGCGUCGACAAGCUCGGCGAGCAGAUCAGGUCGAGCGAGGCAAGCCUGGAGGAGCUGCGUCGACAGGAACAGGAGGUGAGCCGGGACGUGGGGGAGGCCAAGGCUCGGGUGGCGGCCAUCAACCGGGAGCUGGAGGCCCUCAUGAACGAGAUGGGCGACGCCAAGGUGGACAAGCAUGAGGACUCCCGCCGCCGCAAGAAGGCCGAGAUUGUCGACCACUUCAAGCAGCUAUACUCCGGCGUGUACGACCGUCUGGUGAACAUGUGCCAGCCAGUACACAAGAAGUACAACGUGGCCAUCACCAAGGUGCUGGGCAAGAACAUGGAGGCCAUUGUGGUGGACUCGGAGAAGACCGGCCGGGCCUGCAUCAAGUACCUGAAGGAGCAGAUGCUCGAGGCAGAGACUUUCCUGCCCCUGGACUACAUAGACGCCAAGCCCCUCAAGGAGCGCCUCAGGACCAUCUCGCAGCCCAAGAACGUGAAGCUGCUGUACGACGUUCUGCAGUACGACCCCCCAGCGAUCAAGCGGGCCGUGCUGUAUGCCACCAACAACGCCCUGGUCUGUGAGACGGCCGACGAUGCCAGCCGCGUCGCCUACGACCUGGGUGACAACAAGCGCUACGACGCUGUGGCAUUGGACGGAACCUACUACCAGAAGAACGGGUUCAUAUCGGGAGGCAGCACGGACCUUGCAAAGCGUGCCCGGCGGUGGGACGACAAGGCAUUCCACACGCUGAAGCAGAAGAAGGAGAAGCUGACGGAGGAGCUGAAGGAGAUGAUGAAGCGGACGCGCAAGGAGUCUGACCUGACCACCAUACAGUCGCAGAUCAGGGGCCUGGAGACGCGCAUCCGCUACUCGGUCACGGACCGGGACAACAUCCAGAACAAGAGCAUCGCCAACCUCGAAAAGGAGAUCGCCCGGCUUGAGGCAGAGGUCGCCAAGUACGAGCCCCACGUGAAGAAGAUUGAGGAGGAGAUGCGGAAGCGGGAGCUGAAGAUCGACGAGCUCAAGCAAGCCCAGAACGGCAUCGAGGACCGGGUGUUUUCCGACUUCUGUGCCAGCAUCGGGGUGGAGAACAUUCGCCAAUAUGAAGAGCGGGAGCUGCGAGCGACCCAAGAGCGGGACAAGAAGAAGCUCGAGUUUGAGAACCAGAAGAACCGCAUCGUCAAUCGGCUUGAGUAUGAGCGCUCCAAAGAUACCUCCGAGAACGUGAACAAGUGGAAGAAGACGGUGGAAGACGACGAGCGAGAGCUCGAGAACCUCAAGGAGGCCGAAGCCAACCAGAUGCAGAUGAUAGAUGACCAGAUGCAAUCCCUGGAGAAGCUGAAGAGCAGCAAGCUGGGCAAGAAGCAGGACUUGGACAAGGCGGAGGAGCAGAUGGCCGAGAUCCGCAAGCGCCUAGCCGCCGUGCAGAAGGACAUUGCCGUCGUCCAGAAGAGCCUCACCUCCCUCGAGGCCCGCCAGGAGCAGCGCAGGCUCGACCGCCACAGCGUGCUCCAGACCUGUAAGCUGGAGCAGAUCCCUCUGCGACUGCUCGACGGGACCCUGGAGGAGCUGGAGGCCCCCACGGACGCGUCCUCCCAGGAGACAUCCCACGGGGACGGGGGUGACACGGAGACCUCGAGCGCCCACCCGGCCAGCGGCAGCAUCACCCGCCUGUACGAGCGGGAGGGACAGCUGCGCAUCGACUACUCCAUCCUGCCCGAGGAGCUCGUAGAGCUGGACACCCCCGAGGAGGUGAAGAAAGAGGGCGACCGGCUGAGCAAGGAGAUUGCUGACAUGCAACACCACCUGCAGCGGACGCAGGCACCCAACAUGCGAGCCAUGGAAAAGCUGGACGGGGUGAAGGAGCGUCUGAAGGAGACGGACACGGAGUUCGAGAACGCCCGCAAGCGUGCCAAGAAGGCCAAGAUGGCCUUUGAGAAGAUCAAGCGGGAGCGCCACCACAAGUUCACCACCUGCUUCGACAGGGUCUCCAACCGCAUCGACGAGAUCUACAAGGCCCUGACCAACAACCAGAGCGCCCAGGCCUUCCUGGGCCCCGAGAACCCCGAGGAGCCCUACCUGGAGGGCAUCAACUACAACUGCGUGGCGCCGGGGAAGCGCUUCCAGCCCAUGAGCAACCUGUCCGGAGGGGAGAAGACGGUGGCCGCCCUUGCCCUUCUCUUCGCCGUGCACAGCUUCCAGCCGGCGCCCUUCUUUGUGCUGGACGAGAUUGACGCAGCCCUGGACAACACCAACAUUGGCAAAGUGGCCCACUUCAUCCGGGAGCAGACGGAGACCUCCUUCCAGUGCAUCGUAAUCUCCCUCAAGGAGGAGUUCUACAGCCACGCCGACGCCCUCGUGGGCAUCGUGCCAGAUCCAGGAGAAUGCACAGUCAGCCGUGUUUUGACAAUGGACCUCUCUUGCAUUCCCGAGUGAAGUGUGACAGCGUCCAAGAUGUUCGUGGGAUUGACUAGUUUGUGUCAUGUUCUGCUGAAGGUUUUAAUAUUGAUACGUUUUGUGAGCUUGCUAAGGGCUGGCAACGACAAGAUUCUCCUGGAAUUUCAGCAUUUCUUUUUAUAUGUGUUCUGUGUGGGUGGCAGGCCUUCACCUUGCCAUGUGCUGAAGAAAGCUUUUAAAAAUGUAUUAAAGUUCUAUUUAAAUUGAAAAAA